UUCACAAACGACACAAUCCCACUCUAUAUGCUUUGAUGUUCAGUAUUACCUACUCGAAUACUUAUGCAUUACACCUCUUAAUCAUCAAUCAGUUAUAGCGCCUUGCGUAGUAUUUUGUAAGCGAUUUUUUGUUGGAGUAUGAAAAAAAACCUCGACAUCCGAAGGUCAACCACACAAGUGGUCCUCCGGUGGUCGCUUAUUGUCUCUUCAGUAAUUAAUGUUCCUGUAUAAAUAAAUAUGAACUAAUAUUAUGGUGUUUAUUCAACUAUAUUAGUCUAAUCGUUUGGCCCACUUUUCAAUAAUUUAAUAUUAGUUUAUUUUAUUUGAAAUUCUUUCUUGAUUACAUAUAACUGGUAUUGAAAUAUGAGUCUCACAGACACUGUUGGCAAAUGUGCUGCAAUUGCAACUAUUGGAACAUUCUUUGCUCCUGUUCUUAUAUGUCGAGAUAUAAUAAAAAAUAAAAGCACCAAAAAUGUUGAUCCUACACCUUUUAUUGGAGGUAUGGCUAUGUCCAUACUUAUGAUCAAAAAUGGAUUACUGAUGAAUGAUCCUAAUAUUAUACCAGUUAACAUUUUUGGAUUUAUAUUAAACUUGAUAUAUUUUUUAGUAUUUUAUUUUUAUACUGCUGAUUCGAAACCAUUAUUUUCAAUGUUAACAAAAGCUACAUUGUUCACUGGUGUAUUAUGGGGAUAUUCAACAAUUGAAGAUGAAAAACUAAUUGAAUACCGCUUUGGAGUUAUUCUCACUGUAUUAAUGUUAACACUAAUUGGAUCUCCUCUAUUUUCUUUGAAUGAUAUAAUUAAAAAUAAAGAUGCAUCAAUGCUACCAUUACCAAUGAUUGCUUCUGGAGCUUUUGUUGGAUUCUUGUGGUUAAUAUAUGGGUUGUUAAUAGACAACAUUUUUAUCAAGGUUCAAAACGUAGUAGCUGUUGUAUUGUGUUUGAUACAGCUGGGAUUAAUAUUCAAAUAUCCUAAAUCAGAUAGCAAGAAACGUGAUUAAUGAACAUAGUUACCAAUUUAAUGUAGCAUUUAUUUAUGUUUACUGUGAUUAUCUUAUACAUCCUUCAAUAUUACAUUUAUAUGAUAUCCUUACAUUUCCAUUAUUUUGAGUGCUAGUUUGAGUAAUUAAUUAGUUAUUUACAGAUUAUAUAUUUUUAUUAAAUUCCAAAAUGUGAUGUUAGAGUAAUAGUUUUUAAUUUUGUGCCAUUUGUUUGUUUUAAAUAGGUAUAAUUAUAUUUACUGAAUAUUAUUAUAUAAAUAAUCAAAAUCAUUCCAAUAAACUAAAUUAAUUUAGUUGCCUA
Aphis gossypii (cotton aphid) is the source of this 1300-nucleotide messenger RNA. Its product is annotated as sugar transporter SWEET1-like. Gene Ontology annotation, molecular function: sugar transmembrane transporter activity. The transcript is spliced from 7 exons. The record is from RefSeq and is a predicted model, not a curated record. Gene Ontology annotation, cellular component: membrane. The coding region runs from base 364 to 999 and encodes 211 amino acids. Gene Ontology annotation, biological process: carbohydrate transport. Lineage: Eukaryota; Metazoa; Arthropoda; Insecta; Hemiptera; Aphididae.